Messenger RNA from Gryllus bimaculatus (two-spotted cricket), 4016 nucleotides. The record is from the annotation of a GenBank genome assembly. Lineage: Eukaryota; Metazoa; Arthropoda; Insecta; Orthoptera; Gryllidae.
AUCGGGGGUUUCUGAGUACUUAUCUAACUAUUUACUUUGCGAUGCGUGUUCAGCAAACAUUUAAGUCUUCUUGCGUUUGGAAGUUUGUAUACAUGAACGUAGGGAAAUUUUGCAUAUAUGUGAAAGAUAAGGACAACAGGAACGAGGAAACGUCACGACGCAAGCACGAGAGCGAAUAUCGGCAGUGCGUGUGUAGUAUAUGCUCGACUGACAACCAAAGACCGCAGCGGCAACCACCAAGAUGCGAGUUUUGGUUACGCGCGUGGCAGCUUUGUUAUGUUGUGCUCUUUUUCUCUUGAGUGACGUUUCGUGCGUAGUAAUUAAAAAACAUCAGUGCGCAGAGAGACAGAUUCUGAAAACACUUGAUUUACCGGAAUUUUUCAAGGACAAAUAUUGCAGAAUUGAGACCCAAGAACGGAGUUUGAGGAAGACGAAUUGCACUUUAUGGGAUUUUGCAGAAGAGGAUGGUUAUCAUGAUUGCACGGAUCUUCAAUUCUCUACGUCAUUGAGUUCAAAUGUAUUAGGAACUGAAAUUCUUCCAUAUAAAGAAGCAUAUCCUAACUUCGUUAUUAAUUUCAAAGAUAUAAAGUGGAAUUAUAUGCAGUACCGCCUGCAAGUGGCCAAAAGUCAAAAGUGCCAUAGAGUGUGGUUUGACCCUUCUUCAGAGCGCGAGGCUCUGAGUAUUUCCUUUGCUUGCAAGCAGUUGGGCACUUGGUGGGCUGGAGGAUUGGAUGCUGAGCUACUGGUGGAUGUGGGAUUGGCACCUUCUGACAUCACCGCUCACGCUCACUAUGUGCUUAAGGUUCCUCUGGAAGACCCAAACGAAUCAAUUUCCCUCAAGGAUUGGUCUAUCGUGGUAGCAGUGGACAUUGCCCACAAGCCAAAUCUGAUAGUUCAAUGGCCAACUGUUCCUGACAAAUACAACGUUUCAGAAUACCACGUUCGAAUAAAUAAAAGUGUACCAAAGUGUUUCAUGUUUUUUAUUGUUGAUGUUGCAGAAACAUGGGUGCCACUUUAUUUCACACUACCAGCAGUAUUGGUGCCCCUUGUGCUAAUUUUAUUUUUAAUCUUCUCUGUGUAUUACUUCUGCUGCACUCCUCCACGAGAGCCUCCAAAAGUACUUCUCCUGUUUGAAGGUACGACUCAAGAACAUUACCUUGUUGUAUGCAAAUUGUUCAAAUACUUGAAAGAGUUUUGUGGCGUGAACUGCCUGAUGGGUGAUGAAGAGAUUCCUGAGUCAGAGGAAGGGAUACUUUGGGCUGUUGCCACACCAGUGGUGCCACCUGCUUCGGUUGCCAUAUCAUACUGUGCUCAGAACGUUCGAAAGUUCUUUUUGGGGAAUAAGAGCCAUGCCCUUUUUGUAACUUAUUAUCAAGUGGGUGAAAUUGGGUCAGACCGCUUUCUAGUGGCAGUGCCCCCAUAUUGCACCGAGGAAAACAUUCCACUGUGUUUGAAAAAUGUUCCACGAUUUUAUAUCCCCGCGGAGCUGAAAUGGCUUCUGUGGUUCCUCUACAACCGGCGAUGUCGGAAAUCUCCUUUCAUGUGGAUGGCAAAAGCAUACCUUCGGACUUGCUGGUGCCCAGGUCCAAUGUCUACUUACCAUUUGCAUGGAACUCAGUUGAAAGAAAACCUGGAGCUCGCAGACACCCUAAACAAACUGGCUAAAAAGAGGAUAUCAGAGGGAACAGAAUCCGUUCCGGGGACUAUACUAGGAGGCCCGACCACAGAAAGCAUUCCCCCUUAUCCUGGAAAUGUGCGAUAUUACAUGUUGAGAGGGCGUGAAGGCUCUCAGAUUAGCCAAAGCGAUGUUGUUUCAAUGAAUAGCACUGAUGUAAACUCAAUGGCUGAUGAAUACACUUCCCAUGAUAUCACAGAAGAGGGAGGUUCAGAAGACUACAAAAUCAUGUUCUCUGCUGGCAAUUCUCCAUUUUCUGAUACAUUGACUUUCAAGAAAUUUUUUUUCUUGGAAGAAGGGCUGGAAGGAUCACUGGCUAGACAGAACAACGUUAUUUCCAAUAUACAUGUUGAUACAUUGGCUCUGUAAGGACAUAUGCAAUGGGCCCACCUAUGCUCAGGAGUGUGACAAUUUUGCCCAUGCCAAUUUUACCCAUGCACAUAUGUUGAUGACUAUAGCAGCACAGGGAAGAGUUAAACCUCUUUGACUCCUCAGAGAGUGCAUUCAUAGUUGAACUCUUUCAAGAUUGUGUAUUUUUCCCUUACCAAGUAUUGUUAUGGAAGAAAUUAUAAGGUAUUCAGAAGAUAAACAGAAAUUCAGUGAUGUUUGUAUGAUUAUUAUUGUUAUUUUAUAUUGACGUUUCUGUAUUUUGUUGUAAUCAUGAGAAAUGCGAACCUGUAUGGAUCAGUCUGGCUAUAAAUUGUGUGCGUGUGGUGCCUUUGAUGUUGAACGUGAAAUGUAAACUCAAUUGGGCAAUCUUAACCCUACUUUAGUUGUGUUACAGAGGUUUUCUGUAGGUCUUUUUCCACUUGAUCACCGUUUUGUUGUUAAAGUGAAAAUGGACUAGCUGCUCUCCAUGAAAAUCUUUCAAAGUGGUUGUGACAUGUACGGCAGUGGAGUUGAAAUCUUGGAUGGUGAUGUCAUUCAUUCUAAAUGAUGUCGUACGCUUCCCCAGCCAGAGUCAUGAUCUGGGCUGUCCAGGUCUUUGUCUCCUUCAGGUUUGCUCACUACAGCCCUGAAGAAGACCAAAGUAUGUUGGUUGAAACAUCGGCACCUGAGCUUUCAACACAGCAGCAUCCAGACAGCCCAGAUCAUACAUUCUAACUGUAUUGUGUAGUCUCUCAAAGGCUGAAAGAUAUAUUUUGUAAUUGGAAAACAAAUCUUCAAAGCACAAGAUUUUACGAGUAUACUCAAUCACUUUAUUAGUAAAUCAGAACCAAUAAUUGGUUCCUUCCAAAGACAAGUUCAUUUCAGGAGAGAAUUCAAGGAAAAAAUAGUGCAUAAAAUAGUCCAUGACUUUUCCAACCAAUAUUUAAAUGGGAAUAUUGUUACAUUUGGAAUAAGAUGUGAAGGAAACUGAUAAAUAGAAUGGAUAUUAUGAAAUUGAUCAACACUGAAAUCGUUUUGAUAAUUAAAUACUUUGUUUACAUGCAGUGUAUAAUCCCAGUGUUUUCCUCUGUGAUGGGGCUGUUCAAGGUGAAUAUAUUCAUGCAACUUAGCACACACGAAGAGGGUUAAUAAAAGGAUUUCUGAGCUGUAAAUAUGUUUAUCCUAAUCUUAAAGGAUGCAAAGGAUUUGAAGAUAAUCAAUGAUGAAUCGCGUUCUUUUGAAUUGAUAUGUCUGUAGUUCCUUCUCAUGGCUGUGUGUUUUGAUAUUUGAGAAUAAUCCAGUGAAGAUGCAUUCUGGAUUGUUAGGUAUUGUUAUACAUUGUUUAAAUGUUUUGCCAAAAAUUCUUUUUCAUUUUUGUAGCAGUUUUAAGAUAUUUAAAAGUAAUAUUUGUGUUUGGUUUCUGAAGUGUUAAUGAGAACAUUUAAUUUGCUCCAGAAAUAUUUCAUGAUUUUGCUGGGAAUUAUAAAGAUAUAUUGAAGUCAUCCUAGUUUCACAAAGAAUGUACUCUAGUUUUAUAACCAUAAUUUAUAAUUAUAGGAAUAGAUUUUUGAAUUUAUCAGCUUUUUAAAUAUGUGUAGAAAAAAAUACCCCCACUUCCUAGAUAGUGUGAGUACAAAAAAUACAUUUAUUUUCUACUGAACUUUUGUUGUUCAUUUACUUAUUUGAUAAAAUACACUCCAUAACAAUGACAAAUUAAUGUAAUGUUAUGGUUAUAAAAAAGCUAUUGUUCAAUGUUGAGGGAGUCGAAAAAACAAAACUACAUUGCAGUGAGGUACUGCAAAAGAUUUGAUGAAAGCUUGAAACCCAUAAUUUGGAGAAAGUAAAAGAUAAAAUUGUUUGUGGGCUGUGUGUCUUAUUAGAUUUAUUGGCAUCUCACCAAAGACCUUUCAACUGUUUUCUUAUUAAAAUUUGUUUAACAAUGUGGUUGUUAUGCAAAGUAUUACCCCCUAUU